UCGACCACCAACCACCCUCGUAUUACCAUCGACCACUUAUCAAGGUAGCAUUUAGCAUUACGCUGUUCGCACUGGAACACGCGAAGUGACACGUAUGGCCAACCCUUGAUAUUCAUCGUUUAUUCCUCAACUGCGAAAUAGCCGCGUGUGUGGGCGUUGUUCUCAUUGCGUGUGUAUUAUGUAUACAUGUGUACGCUGACAAUCGGCGAAAGGUGCUAUUUGUUCAGCUCGACGAAUGUUACAAACAUCCAAGAUGUUCCAGCCGAAGACCAUGCAUGAGAUGAUCAUGCCGCUGCUUGUGGCAAAUUUCGUUCUUGGGAUAGGAAUUUGGACCAGCAAGCGUGGAAGGAUCGUGAACAUCGGGUACUCCUUGUUCUGCUUGGUGAGCUAUUGCGUUCUGAUGAAGUUUGCGAUGGAUUAUCUGUAUAUCUCCUACACGCGUAAGGUAGAAAAGCUCGGCGUUAUGAUAUUCCAAGCGAUCUUCUACACCAACAUCUGUUGCACGUUGCUUCUUGUCCCUUGCGGUUGGUUGAGGAGAAAGUAUAUGAAAACGGCAAUAAUGCGGAUUGCGAUGUGCGAGAAAACAAUGGAGCAAAUGGGAUUACAGAAGAACUAUCGGAAAUUAUAUUUGAGUCAACUUUACGCGCUCGGAUCUGUUGUGCUGAUAUUUAUUAUAUUUGUUGUAAUUAAUUACGAUAGUAUGUUUGUAAAAGAAACAUCUAUACAUGUCAGAAUUAUUCUUAUACUCGCCGUAAACUAUCCCGUCGCUUUACUCUACGUGAGUGACGUGUCGUUUUUGCAUUGGGUCAGGUACGCAAAGAUUCGAUUCGAGCAGCUAAAUGGUCUGCUGCAACGCAUGUUAACUACUACCCCCGAUUCGCCGCAACAUAAAAGGGUGCUAAAAAUGAAGGACGAAUGGAAUAAGACCUUCACAUCCGCGACGCAACAGGAUCGUAGAUCUGAAGAGAACACUGACACAAUGAGGGCUGUCAAGCAAGUUCAUCUAGAAUUAACCAAGGCCUGCAGGAGCACGAACGAAGCGUACGGCAUACAAAUUCUCUUCUCUAUGACGAUAUCGUUCGUUUUUAUCACUAGUCUUCUGUACUAUGCUUAUUAUUUUUGGAUGUCCAAUAUCAGCCGCGAGACAUUCCGACAGGAGAUGAUACCUAUCGUCGGCUGGAUUCUAUUCUACGCGUCGAAGGUCCUCGUAUUAAAUCAUAUGUGCGCUUUGGCGAGCAUUGAGGCCGCAAAUACAGGUGACAUAAUCUGCGAAUUGUACGAGCCAUCCACCAGCAAAGAAUUUCGCGCGGAGAUACGAGACUUUACUUUGCAAUUGAUACAAAAUCCGUUGGUCUUUACGGCGUGUGGAUUUUUCAAUCUAAAUCAUACGUUUAUUCAUGGGGUUAUUGGUUCAGUCACUACGUAUCUUGUAAUUCUCAUUCAAGUUGGAGAUAUUGGAGGACCAAAUUCUGGACAAAAUUCCACUGCAGUAAACGAUGAAAAUGUUACUACACUUAAUUCUCUUACAACUUAUGUUUCUUAAUAAAUAUAAAUAUUUUGCACAUG
This is a messenger RNA of Nylanderia fulva, 1566 nucleotides long. RefSeq names its product putative gustatory receptor 28a. Gene Ontology annotation, biological process: male courtship behavior; chemosensory behavior; sensory perception of taste. The record is from RefSeq and is a predicted model, not a curated record. Lineage: Eukaryota; Metazoa; Arthropoda; Insecta; Hymenoptera; Formicidae. Gene Ontology annotation, cellular component: membrane; neuronal cell body; dendrite.